GUUUAGCCAAAAAAGCUAGAAGCUACUAGUUAUUUAUAAUAUCCAGCGUAUUAUGGAAUUUUCUGGUUAAAUUCACUUAAAGGGCACGAUAUGUCAGCUCAAUAUCAAAGGUUUCUAAAAGUACUGGAGAAGUGGCCGGUGGACAAAGCAAAAGUUGGCAGCUCCUUGAAAAUGUCGGGAAAAGCCAAAUUGAUUUCCGGUACCGAAGUGGCCAAUGAAAUACGAAAUACUCUGAAGCAACACGUUGCUGAUGUUAAAGCUAAACUUUCCACUUUUACGCCCGGUUUGCGGAUUUUGCAAGUGGGUGAGCGGGAAGAUUCCAAUGUCUACAUUCGCAUGAAAAUCAAGGCUGCUACAGAAAUUGGCAUUUCCGUAGAACAUAUCAGGCUUCCACGCACCGUGACUGAAAUCGAGAUACUUGAGAAGAUUACCCAACUUAAUAAUGAUCCCAAUGUGCACGGCAUUAUAGUGCAAAUGCCGCUUGAUGCCGACACGAAAAUUGAUUCGCAUAAGGUCACCGAUGCAGUCUGUCCGAACAAAGAUGUCGAUGGGCUGCAUACCGUCAAUGAAGGACGUGUCUGCAUCGGCGAUCUGAGUGGUUAUUUGCCUUGUACGCCCUGGGGCUGCAUUGAGUUAAUCAAGAGCACUAGCGUCCAAAUAUCUGGUGCACAAGCCGUUGUACUGGGUAGAAGCAAAAUUGUGGGCACACCAGUCUCACAGCUGUUGAAGUGGGAGAAUGCCACAGUGACUGUGUGCCACUCAAAAACCAAAAAUUUGGAGCAAAUCUGUCGUUCUGCUGAUAUUCUCGUUGUUGCCAUCGGUGUAGCGGAAAUGGUGAAGGGAAGCUGGAUCAAACCAGGAGCUGUUGUUAUUGACUGUGGUAUUAAUGUAAAACCAGAUACUACGAAACAAAACGGCACCCGAUUAGUCGGCGAUGUUCUUUUCGACGAGGCAAAGCAAGUGGCUUCAUACAUAACUCCAGUGCCGGGCGGUGUUGGGCCUAUGACCGUAGCAAUGAUGAUGAAAAACACUGUUCGUUCGGCUUUGGCGGCUGCUGAGAAGUUAAUACAAACAACAUGGGAUUUGGCGCCGCUUACAUUGAACAAAGUCAGACCCGUACCUUCUGAUAUCCUGAUUGCACGCGCUCAAAAGCCAAAGCAUAUCUCCAAUUUGGCUACAGAGAUUGGAUUGACAGGCAGUGAAGUGUCGCUUUAUGGCGAUAAAAAAGCGAAAAUCUCUCUAAGUGUCAUCGAUCGAUUGAAGAGCCGAUCCAGUGGUUCCUACGUCGUUGUGGCUGGUAUUACACCCACGCCAUUGGGCGAAGGCAAGAGUACCACUCUGAUCGGGCUUGUACAGGCACUUUGUGCGCAUAAAGGCCGAAAUGCUAUUGCAUGCCUAAGACAACCAUCACAAGGGCCCACAUUUGGUAUUAAGGGUGGUGCUGCGGGCGGUGGGUACGCCCAAGUCAUACCCAUGGAUGAAUUCAAUUUGCAUUUAACUGGUGAUAUUCAUGCUGUUUCGGCAGCCAAUAAUUUGCUUGCCGCUCAACUGGAUACCCGUAUUUUCCAUGAAAAUACGCAAAAAGACCAGUCUCUUUACGAUCGCCUGGUGCCGCGUAUCAAAGGUCAGCGCAAAUUUUCGAAAAUUCAGUUGCGCCGCUUGCAACGCUUGGGCAUUUCCAAAACUGAUCCCGACUCGUUAACGCUGGAAGAACAAAGCCGUUUCGCACGUCUGAAUAUAGAUCCCGAUACGAUAAUGUGGGAACGCGUCAUUGACAUCAACGAUCGCUAUUUACGUGAAGUUACAAUUGGCCAAUCGCCAACGGAAAAGAAUUUCACACGCAAAACGUCGUUUGCUAUCUCAGUGGCGAGCGAAAUAAUGGCUGUCCUUGCCCUAGCUAGUGACAUGGAGGACAUGAAGCGCCGCUUGGCGAAUAUGGUUGUCGCUUUUGACCGCAAGGGAAGAUCUGUAACUGCUGAUGAUCUGGGAGUUACUGGUGCACUUACUGUGCUGCUAAAAGACGCUUUGGAGCCCACGCUAAUGCAAACCUUGGAAGGAACGCCGGUUCUAGUGCACACUGGUCCAUUUGCAAAUAUUGCCCAUGGAUGUUCUUCCAUUAUUGCUGAUAAAAUUGGUCUAAAAUUGGUGGGUGGACACGGUUUUGUGUGUACAGAGGCAGGUUUUGGAUCCGACAUUGGAAUGGAGAAAUUCUGUAACGUCAAAUGCCGUUCGUCUGGUCUCAAGCCCAAUGCCAUGGUGUUGGUGGCUACAGUUCGUGCACUCAAAAUGCAUGGCGGCGGCGCGGCAGUUACACCAGGUGCUCCUCUCAAUAAGCAAUACACCGAGGAGAAUUUGGAGUUGUUGGAGAAAGGUUUGCCUAACCUUCUUCAACAUAUUUCCAACGGUCAGAAAUUCGGUUUCCCCGUUAUCGUGGCUAUCAACCAACAUACAACUGAUACGAAAGCCGAACACAAUCUUAUUAAGGAGGCCGCCAUAAGGGCCGGUGCUUUUGCAGCUGUUCUUUGUACGCACUGGAGUGAUGGAGGCGAAGGUGCAUCUGAGCUUGCAGAUGCAGUAAUAAAAGCUUGCGAUCUUCCAACAGGAUUCAAGCUACUUUACGACUUAAAUAUAUCCCUAGAGGAUAAAAUGAAUGUAAUUGCACGAAACAUGUAUGGAGCCGGAAAAGUAGAGCUGACGCCCAAAGCUGUAGCGUCUUUGAAAAAACUGUAUGAUGCUGGAUUCGGCAAACUACCUGUUUGCAUGUCUAAAACUUCAGGCUCAUUAACUGGGGAUGCUGCCAUUAAAGGGGCACCUAAAGGAUUCACUUUGACGGUACAAGAUGUGUACGUUUCAGCCGGAGCUGGUUUUGUAGUUGCUAUGUGUGGCGAAAUUACCAAAAUGCCUGGGCUGUCCACCCGGCCUGCUAUUUACGAUAUUGAUUUGAAUACGGAAACUGGAGAAAUCGAAGGAUUGUUCUAAUUGAUGGCCCAUUUUGUUUUAUAAAGUUUUUGUCGUUAUGGUAUUUUUUACCAUAUACAUACUUACAUACAUAUAUAGUAUACAUAAAUCAUAAUCACUAAUAUUUUUUAA
This is a messenger RNA of Anastrepha ludens (Mexican fruit fly), 3090 nucleotides long. It is a transcript of the gene pug, whose product is annotated as C-1-tetrahydrofolate synthase, cytoplasmic. Gene Ontology annotation, biological process: mitochondrial respiratory chain complex III assembly; tetrahydrofolate interconversion. Gene Ontology annotation, molecular function: methenyltetrahydrofolate cyclohydrolase activity; methylenetetrahydrofolate dehydrogenase (NADP+) activity; ATP binding. Lineage: Eukaryota; Metazoa; Arthropoda; Insecta; Diptera; Tephritidae. The transcript is spliced from 10 exons. Gene Ontology annotation, cellular component: cytosol; mitochondrial matrix. Bases 91 to 2979 code for a protein of 962 amino acids. The record is from RefSeq and is a predicted model, not a curated record.